Molecule: messenger RNA, 5242 nt
Organism: Zootermopsis nevadensis
Lineage: Eukaryota; Metazoa; Arthropoda; Insecta; Blattodea; Termopsidae
Gene: MCU
Product: mitochondrial calcium uniporter
Biological process (GO): mitochondrial calcium ion homeostasis; calcium import into the mitochondrion
Cellular component (GO): uniplex complex
Molecular function (GO): calcium channel activity; uniporter activity
Source: RefSeq, a predicted model, not a curated record
UCGCCGCCGGCCAUCGCAGACGAAGUGACUGUAGAGUAUUUCAGGGGCUUGCCCCAGGUAACAGUUCCUCUGCCGUCUCGCAGAGAACGAUGUCGCUUCACUCUUCGACCCAUUAGCAACACCGUCGGUGACUUCCUGGCCAUGUUAUGCCAUGAAGACCGUGGCAUUGACCGUGUGGCUGUCAGCAGUCUAGAUGGAGUUAAAAUUGCGUCGUCCAAUUCAAUAGAAGCUCUGAUGGAGGAGGACUUCAAACUAAUCGUCAACGACAAUGUUUAUUUAGUAAAUACCCCUCGACAAGAAAGGCUGACAAAGGAAGAAGUCCGUCGACUGUCAGAUGUUCGGAACUUGGUGAAUCAGUUGUAUGAGGCGCUGAAUGUAGAGCAACACCAACUUAACAAGGAACGUGAACUAUACGGACAACUAGAGGAGCUCAAAGUAGAGCUUGAACCUUUGGAGCAAAAACGGCAAGAACUGGAGACCAUGGCGGAGCGACGCACGACCGUCCUCACGUGGGUGGGUCUAGGUCUCAUGUCCGUGCAGUUUGGCAUCCUGGCACGUCUCACCUGGUGGGAAUAUUCGUGGGAUAUCAUGGAGCCCGUGACGUACUUCGUUACGUAUGGCACCGCAAUGGCCGCGUACGCUUACUACGUUCUAACUAAGCAGGAGUAUCUGCUGCCAGAUGUGAAGGACCGCCAGCACUUGAUUAUACUGCACAAACGCGCCCGAAAAGUGGGUCUCGACUUAGAUCGCUACAACCAACUGAAGGAAGGUGUUUCACGAGUAGAAGCAGACAUCAGAAGGUUACGGGAUCCCCUGCAACUCCACCUACCGCCCAGCCACCAGCUGUCUGACCGGUCCAAGUCACCAUUUCAACGUGCACAGGAACAGUUGCGAUUUCUGCUGAAUAAAACCAAAACGGCUUCGUAAUAAUGAAACUGUAGCCAAGUCGAAAAACCGGCCAAAGUACCAUAAAGCGCCAAACACUUAAUUGGUGCAUCAGCUGAAAGAAGAUGAAAAAGCCACCUCCAUCUCAUAGUGUUCAUUUUCCUUUAGAAUAACUGCACUGCUUGAAUCACAUUGCUAAUAUUUCACUUUGGUCUCCACAAAUCAGCUGUUCUAUAUUCUUCCAUCUUUUCAGUUUCCGCGCGUCUCGACAGUAAGAAAACUAUUCACUGAGUCGGACUUACUUGGCUUUCAAACAUUACAAAUUACGUGGUAAAAUCCUCUCGGGCGACCAGCCGUGUCAACUUUGAACAGAAGUCCAAUUUUUCAGAGAAUAUGUCUGUCUUCAUCAUCAGGCAGUGAUGUGAUGGGUAACCAAAGUUGGUUGUCCGUGUAUGUAAUUGGUGGCCCUUCAUGUUUGGUCAAGUGGAACCCAUCUCGAGUCAUUUGCUGAGUUGUUGUACCUGGAACUCGACCAAUGAUGUAUUAAAAGGUUCCGUCAUCUGCAAAGGCGAUCGACCCUCCGGCCUUGUGCCACCUCUGUGUAGCUUAAACAAACCCAUCACUUGGGCGGUCAUUCUCCCCUUCUUGUUCUGUCUCCGUGUCGCUUAACCCGUCCACGGACCUCUCCGUUUUUGUCCCGUCCGAGUGUUGCUUAAUCGUAUGUGUCUUCUGGAGGAUGUCGAUGAGGGUGCCAUUCCUGGCUCAGAAUAAACCCAUUGUCUCUGUUGAAAUUAUUGGAGUGCGGUCGUAUUUCAGUUGCCACCUUUACCAGUCGAUCCAAGCUAAUUUUAUGACUGGUUUUGAUGCUGUGUUCUGCUACUGCCGAUUUUUAAAGUUUGUGGUGUUGCAUGUAAUGCACAUGCUCCUUGUUAUGGUGCACCCUGUCUGGCCCACAUACACUUUACCACACUUUCAUGCAAUCCAGUACGUACCUGGUACACGACCUCCAAGGUUGUCUUUCGCUGACCUCAGCAAGUUAUUGCUGUUCUUGGGCACUUGAAGGGGCACUGAUCAUAGAUACGACUGACUGCGGUUACCCGUCAUAUCAUUCCAUGACGAUAGAGGCAGCCUCUCAAAAGUUGAACUUCUGUUUCGAGUUGACGUGGCCGGUCUCCUGAGAGGAUUUCAUCUCUGUUGCCGUGAAAGCUUCAAGUCGUAUGUAAUAAAAACUGUGGUUCUCCAGACAGAAUAAAUGUGAGGGAUCAUCAGACAUUCAUAAAAAUCAUCAAAACAUAUUCCCAUCAGAGAGCGCACAACAAAGGAUCAGAUCUGUUACUCAGCAGCCCUGACGUCGAGAGCAGAGAUUGUUCUCGAAACGUUGGCAGAAUAUAUGGUUUAUUCACCGUUCAUCCACCUGACGCAGCUGGUAACCGGAGAAUCUUUCAAUAACUUCAGUCGUCGCGGAAGCUUCACUUUAUACAAAACAUAUUCUAAUUGAUUACGUUGCGUUGCGGGUCAUACAGCGUUGUGCAUGGUAUAUGUAACCUCAAAGACUGAACGUUUACAAUGUUCCUUUACGACUAAAUUAGCUUGAGAGCAGCCGAAGCGUUGCCACAUUCUUGACUAGUUUCAUGCCAUUAACCAGAUUCCUAUAGGGGCUGAUUUUAUAUCAUGCGCUGCAAUGGUUUUGUACAAAUGAGUUUUAUUUUUGUGCGUGUGGCAAGCGUUAAAGCCGAAUUUUAUUCAUUCAUUGUGACAAUCCUAAUGAGAUCUGAAAACUGUUCAUGUUCAUGAAUAAUGUAUUUAUAUGUCGUAAGCAGUCGCAAGUUGUUGUAAUGAGGAAAAGUUUAUAAUUUUUUCAGAUGACAGGCCAAAAGUUAGGUGUGGUGCGAUAUUUCAGGGAAAAUUAUGUCUGUUGUAUCUCCUAAGUGAAUUACUUGCAGUGUGUCUCAAGCAAGCUGUUACAGGCUUGUUCUUUUAUAUGCUAUUUGCAUGUUGAGUGCAGUUUAAGAAUGACAUAUACAGAAUCACAAAAAAAAAAAUAUUGCAACCUUCCCGAACAUAUACCACAAAGACCGAGAUACAACCUUGGGGGUUCCUAAUGGGUUUUUUCUUGGAAAAUUGUACCAAACUAUUAACAGUGCUCAAAUUAAAACUUUCUACACACCAAGACGAUAUAACGAAACACACACCUCACAGAAUGCCAACACAGUUAAUGCUCAUGAUGAUGAUGACUGCACAAGAAUGUCAUUUCUCAGAGCUGACCCACAUUUUACGUGAAAGUCACGUCUGAAAUCUGCGUUUUUAGAAUCGUAACAAUCUUGACGUCUAGCAUUUGUUUGGCACCACAGAAAUGCGUGCAUUCUUAGGUACCUACUGUUUUAAGAAAUUUCACUACUGACUUGUUUGUUACCUUGUCUUCAUUCUCGUUUGUAUUUCAUUUUACUUUCCACCUGUCUCAUUCGUAUGUUAGUGGUAGAAUGGUGAUAAAUGCUGAAUUUUUGAGGGAUAAGAACGAUAACGGUUGUAGGAUUUGAGGUUCUUACGACGGUGAGUCUGAAGGUGGCUGUCUUCUGGGUUGUUGCGCCUUGCAGUCUCUUAGAUGUUUACCGACGUUUCAGAGGUCCUUGUUGCCUCCAUCAUUGACCUCAUAAUGGAGUCAGCAAGGACCUCUGAAACGUAGGUAAACUUGUAACAGACUGCAAGGGCAACAACCCAGAAGACAGCCACCUUCGGUGACAAUGGUUGUAGCAGUAGCCUGGUAUUUUCAUGAGUGAAAGGGGAAAGCCGUGUAUCCCAGGAGAGUUACAAAGCACAUGCUCUGUUGCUUGGCACUUAAUUUUUAGAUGUGUCUUCUGCUUUGUCAUAAGCGACGCUCAGAUUUUCUGUCUUGAGUCGCCGGGGGAUGAUUCUCUGCCGUUAUGCCACUACCUACAAUCCUCUGCCCGGACAGGUAAUAUGCCGUUGCCCAUGCUUAUGUAAUAUAAAACUCAAUGGGCGGUUUUAAUUUAUUCUCGUAGGACGUCAUGCCAGCGGAGGCUUCUGAUUUCCUACCGUCAGUAACGGCAUGAUGCUGUGUUAUGCCACCUACCACUGAUCUUACAUAUAUUUAAGGCGGUGAUUUUAAGAAGUAUGAGGCGUAAGGAACGCCUUUCAAAGUUUUGUGUACUCUGAAAAGUACACUCUUCAAUUUUUUCCCCCCCUUUAUUUUUGCACUCAAGUUUUUGUCCCUGAGUUGAACUGUGAGACAGAAUUUUGUUCAUUCUGUUAUGUUUUUCAUGUACGCGGAUCCUGCUCAUUUCCUGUUCCGCAUUGCUUCCCUAGUGACGAAGGGAUGCCGGAUUGAUAUAGUUGACAGGCCGUGGCGGUUUAUGAUUUUGGAAUUGAAAGUAACAUAAAUCCGUGAAGGAGAAGAAAGAUGUGGUAAGGAAAUGUGUAUCAGCUCUGAUGAUGCAUUUGGCAUUUCCGCACAAUUUAGAGUGGAAAUUUAAAUUUGUUGGCAAUCUGAAGCACAAAACAAAAUUGUUGAAUAGUCUCUUAGCAGAAACAGAAUGUACUUAUUUGUCAUGUGCAUCACUAGUCUCUUUAUUAAAUUCAAGUGAGAAUUAAAAUGUUAUUACGGUAAGCUUGUUUCCUUUAUUAAAAUGUUACAUGUAAAUAAUUGCCUUUGCUUAAACUGUCAUUAAUAAUAAUGAGAAAGUAGAUAUUAUUGAGAGGCAGAAUAGUGCCUGUUGUUGAUAUUAGCGAAGGCUACUGUCGCUAAGAAUUCUUUUCAAAAUUUCCUAGUACAUAUCAUCGCCAUUUAAACUUGAGAAUACAGUGAAAUGCCAAAUAUUUACACACCACCAGUUUAUUGUUUUAUUCUUCUAGUCUUGCGAUAAUUUAAAUGUUGCGAGGCCAUGCAAAGUGUCGCCAAGGGGCGAAUAAGGACGGUUAAAAUUGUAGACGUGUUCCGGAGAACAGGUGAUCGAUGACUUCAUAAAACUGCUACUCCGCUUAUGAUGUACUUUUUUCGAGCCUAGCGUUACUCAUGUUUACAUGGCAGGUUGGGUGGUAGUUGAGUAACACCUCAUUAUGCACAGAAGUCAUAAAGGAGAAUGAGAGGAGAGUGGAACUGAAAUGCGUCCCGAAAAACUGGUGGUGUUGUUGACUGUGUAAAUACGUUGUCUGCUUUGUUCAGUGAUGCAGUUCAGCUGAAGUGCCCACAAUCUCUAUGCCCCAAAGAACAGUGCAAUACUUUGGAAUUUCUUGACUGCUUUAUGUUAUGUUCUGAUCGCAGCACCUCGUUCGUUUAGAACGGAAUCACGUUUCAUUAUGUCUCUCUUAACACGGUAUAAUAAAUACUGACUUUUAUAUA